This is a messenger RNA of Rhinopithecus roxellana (golden snub-nosed monkey), 1043 nucleotides long. RefSeq lists its product as uncharacterized. NCBI's taxonomy places the organism in Eukaryota, Metazoa, Chordata, Mammalia, Primates, Cercopithecidae. Bases 57 to 1043 code for a protein of 328 amino acids. The transcript has 9 exons. The record is from RefSeq and is a predicted model, not a curated record.
UAACACACUGUGGGAAGAGGCAAAAUGAACUGCAUUUGGAUUCUACUAGAAAAUGAAUGAAUUCUCUUUCGGAUCUCUUGGGGAUUUCUAAUUUGGAGAAUGCAAAACCAAAAAAGAGAAAGUUAUUCCGGAGAUUUAUGUCUGAAAAUAAAAUAUUUGAAGGAAAAACUGUGAAUGACAAAAUCUGGCAGGAACACAGCAAGCAUAAGAAUGAUUCCCACCUCAGAAGGCCCUGUCAGCUAAAAGAUCCAAAUGAAGACGAUUUUCUAAGUAGCAACAUACAUAUUCAUCAAGGAAAAACUCUGCAAGGAACUUCCUAUCAGGUGACCACUGAAUGCUGGAGUCCAUGUCAUUAUCAAAGACAAGCUGAACCUACUGUUGAUGAAAUGGCCAUAAAAUUGGGCGGUGACCCUGUGGAAUCAAUGGGGACAUUAAAGCGACUACAGAAACUGGUUUGUUCUAAGAAAGCCAGAGUGCAGAGUCUGGAUGAGGUGAAACCGACAUUAAUAAACCUCCAAGAUGAAGAUGACACAUUGAUUUCUUGUUUAAAAUUAACCAAGUCCCAAGAAAAGAAAGUGAGUAGUGUUGGCACAAGGAGGAAGCAAGAAAUGGAGAUUAGAUUGGAUACUCUUUCUGCAUCACUGGGCAGAUCUAGCACUUUAAAUGACUGCAACUUGGAAGAUAAAUUAGCUUGGUAUGAAGGUGAAGCUUACACGUGGCAUCACUGGAAGCCUUUUCCUGAAAACCCUCUCUGGACAUGUGUUGAUUUCCAAAUAGCACAAGUCGGACCCUGGGGCCACUGCUCCUCUUGUAUUCGCCACACACAUCUCAAGUCUUCCUGCUCAGAUAUGGAUCUCCUACAUUCAUGGGUAAGUUUGCAAGCUACAGAAAUGUGUCAUCUUAUCUGGGGUUUUGUACUGUCGGGAAAGAAACAGAUAGCAAAAGUGCUAAUCAGUCAAAUUUAUCAGUGUCAGAAAAGUUACCAGAGCAAGAGUUGUCUUUCCAAAAAGCAACCAAACUCUUGUGACUUUUACCCAUGUUAA